Messenger RNA from Mytilus trossulus (common blue mussel), 850 nucleotides. RefSeq names its product protein rolling stone-like. Gene Ontology annotation, cellular component: membrane. The record is from RefSeq and is a predicted model, not a curated record. The transcript has 4 exons. The coding region runs from base 1 to 813 and encodes 270 amino acids. Lineage: Eukaryota; Metazoa; Mollusca; Bivalvia; Mytilida; Mytilidae.
AUGGUUUGGGAAAAGUUGAAGAGGGAGUUGCGGUGUAAGAACUUUGGUUUUGGUUACCCACGUCCAAAAGUCUGCAUUCUCUCUCAGUGUGGACCCAAAUGGUUAUACCUUAUAUGUACUACGGUGUUUCUGAUCUACCAUCUGAGCUGGUUGUGCUAUGACAUUUUCAUACAUACAGAGAAGGGACAAGCAGAUGAUGCACUGUACUUUACGAAACUUCCGAAUUGGAGCUACACCCUUCUUAUAACUUUUUCUAAUUUGAUUGAUUUUAUAUGUACACUUAGUAUCCACUGUAGAAGGAAAGACAUUUUACAUCAAAGCAAAGAUGAAACUGUUGCAAUGCCAUGGUACUCUCAACUGAACUGGUUAUUCUUUGAAAUAAGUAACACUAUCGCAGCAAUUAUAACAAUAGGAUUUUACAGCUUUCUAAAGCCUGUUGGCACGCCUUUGGCUUUGGAAUAUCAUGCCAUCAACUCAGUGUAUGUGCUGCUUAGCUUUUUCAUCUGUUCUAAACCAGUACGUGUAUUGCAUUUUAUAUAUCCUGAAAUAUACAUGGUUAUUUAUAUAGUGUUUACAGUUAUAUAUCAACUUGGAGGGAACAAUCCUGCUAUAUACUGGAUUCUGGACUGGAAUGAACCUAUCCGUGCUAUGUACACCGUCUUAGCAGUAAUAUUUGUCGCUGUUCCACUUGUUCAUAUGACUUUUUUUGGUCUACAUAUACUUCGGGAUAGGAUUUACAAAUGUUGUAAAAAACAACAAGGCAUUGAAGAUGUAGAAUAUGAAGACAAAGAAGUUAAGGAGGCAACUGUUUAAGAGAGCUAUUGGAGACUCUAAGAUGUAUGACAGCCUU